AUGUCUUUUUUGGAAAUAACCUCAAUCUAUUUAAUUUUCUCUAUUUUAGCAGAUCUAUUAGUUCCUGCUCUUUUUCAGAGUGAAGUGUGGAUAUACAAUAUCCACAGCUGUAAAAGCCUGGAAGAGUUGCAUUCAUGCUUUAGAGGAGGAAAGUAAAGAUGAACAGCUUCCAAACAUUUCAUAAUUAGUAAACAAUGCCAUGGCCUGUUCUUGUCGCAGAAGUAGGACAAGACCAAAUGAACUCUGCCUUUUUUAGAAAAGAUCUGCACUCCAGGGCCCUGCAUGUGGUUGUUCCAUGGAACAGGCAGCCUGCCAGGCUCCGGAGCAAAAGAAGCUGUUCCUUUGAGCAAAUAGAAGUGAAUGACUACACCUUAAAACGGUAGAAAAAAGCUCGGGAGGAAAAGAACCUCGUGUCACAAGUUGAAUAGAAAUAAAGACCCCUGAGCGGCCGGGGGGCGGGACCCUGCCCGCGCGCGCUGCUCUGCGCAUGCGUGAUGGCUUCCGCCCGGCACUGAGAUGGCGGCGGCCUGCAGCGUGUGCCUCGGAGGUGUGGGAGUUCUGUUCCGUACCGAGCAGUCCCUGUCCAUGUAACCUUCGUUUUCUUCAGCGUUAGGAUACAUCUGAAAAUCCUGGAGGCAGUUUUGGGCCCUCUUGCUAUACACAACUUUUUAUUUUAAGAAGAGCGAGCAUUUACAUUCUUCAGAAUGCCCAACUCCAACGCUAAGCUUCAUUGCAACCGUAGAGGUGGUCAGGAAGCGGGCAGGCGGGAGCUGGUUUCCAGGUCUUUGCUGAGUGCUCAGCAUUGCUUGGAGACCCAGGAUUUUGGAACUGCAUAUGCUCACUAUCUCCUGGUACUAAAUCUAGCUCCUGAGUUAAAAACUAGUGUCAAAGAAACGUUUCAGUUCACCCUCUUUAAGUGGGCAGAAGAGCUAGAUUCUCUGGCACGGAUUCAAGAUCUGUUUAACUGUUAUGAACAAGCACUUGAACUUUAUCCGAAUGAUGAAGUGAUAUGUAAUAGUAUGGGAGAACAUCUCUUCAGAAUGGGCUUUAGAGAUGAAGCAGCUGGAUAUUUUCAUAAAGCAGUGAAGCUUAACCCAGACUUUGCUGAUGCAAAGGAGAAUUUUUACCGUGUUGCGAACUGGCUCGUGGAACGCUGGCACUUCAUCAUGCUUAACGAUACCAAGAGGAACCUUACUUACCUAAAAGCAAUUGAGAAUGCUGUCUGUUCAGGGUGCAAAUCUGUCCUUGAUAUUGGAACAGGAACAGGAAUUUUGAGUAUGUUUGCAAAGAAGGCUGGAGCAUCAUUAGUCUAUGCCUGUGAAUUAUCAAAAACCAUGUAUGAACUUGCCUGUGACGUUGUGGCAGCAAAUAAUAUGGAAAGAGAGAUCAAACUUCUACAUUUGAAGUCACUUGAUAUAGAAAUUCCAAGGCACAUACCUGAAAGAGUUUCCUUGGUUGUCACAGAGACAGUUGAUGCUGGUUUAUUUGGAGAAGGAAUUGUGGAGAGCUUGAUACAUGCUUGGGAACAUCUACUUUUGCAACCAAAGCCUAAAAACCAAGAUGUUAGUACUGGAGACUAUGGCAGAGUUAUUCCUGCAAGUGCUACAAUAUAUGGGAUGGCAGUGGAAUGCAAAGAAAUACGUAGACAUCACAGAGUGGAAAUGCAGGAAGUUGCUGGUGUGUGCUUGCCAAAUUCAGUACAGUUCUUUAGUCCAACAUACGCUUCUGCUGGUUCAGAGGAAACUGUUGAACCUUACACCACAGAGAAGCUCAGUCGUAUUCCUGGAGGUUAUAUACCUCUGACAGAACCCUGUCAAGUAAUGGCAGUAGAUUUCAACAAUCUGCAGGAACUCAAAAGCCUUGCAGCGAGAAAGCCCUGGAAGCUCAGCCUGCCAGUCACUGAAGGAGGAACGCUAGAUGCUAUUGUGGUGUGGUUUGUACUACAGCUUGAUGAUGAGCAUGCUCUAUCUACAAGUCCCAGGGAGGAAACUUGCUGGGAACAGGCAGUCUAUCCUGUGCAGGGCCUCCUUGAUUAUUCUGUGAAGACUGGAGAUACUGUGAUGCUGGAAGUUUGCUGCCAAGACUGCUACUUGAAGAUCCAGAAGAUUUCUUCUUUGACUUCAGAGUGUGGGAUGGACUUCAGUGACAGAGACGACACACUGAGUUUGGGCAAUGAGGCUGAAUUAUGUAAUGCUCUGGCUGGACUUCAGACAACUAGCAAACAGGAUGGCAACGGUCAAGUAUGUGUGUUAGAAUCCACAGAAAUAGCCCUGCUGAACAACGUGCUGUACCACGAAUGCUUUAAAGCUGCGAUGGCCGAAGUGCUGUCGUCAUUAAAUCCAAGUAAGGACUUGCAGUCCAUGGAUGUUGACGGACAUGGCAGUGGGUUGAACCUCCAGGAGAGUCAAAACAAGAGCUCUCUAGAUGUGGCUCCAGAUCCUUUGUACAUUUUAGAUGUAUCUGAAGGCUUCUCCAUCCUGCCAAUUAUAGCUGGCAAACUUGGACCAGUUAGAGCCUACAGUUCUGUUGAGAAAGAACAGCAUCAGGCAGCACUUAAUGUAAUUUCAGAAGCUAACCAUUUCCCUAGGGAAACAUUAGAGUUUUGGCUCAGCCACUUAGAAGAUGAAAGUGUGGUGCUACAGAGACCCAAAUCAGACAAAUUGUGGAGUAUUAUUAUCUUGGAUGUUAUAGAGACGUCUGGUUUAAUCCAGCAGGAGGUGAUGGAAAAGGCUGCAAUAUCCAGAUGCUUACUUCACAGUGGAGGGAAGAUUUUCCCACAGUAUGUGUUGGUAUAUGGGAUGCUUGUAGAAUCAGAAUCUCUGUUACUGGAGAGUGCUGUACAAGGAACAGAACCAACUCUUGGCUUUAAUAUAGCUCCUUUUAUCAACCAGUUCAAGGUACCUGUGCGUGUGUAUUUGGAUCUCUCUACGUUACCUUGUGUACCCUUGAGCAAGCCAGCAGAGCUUUUAAGGCUAGAUCUCAUGAACCCUCUGUCAAACAGCUCCUGCAGAGAAGUGAAGGUACAAAUUUGUAAGUCUGGCCAAGUCACUGCAAUUCCCUUCUGGUAUCACAUACAUCUAGAUGAAGACCAUAGCUUGAAUACAUCCGAUGAGUCCUCGCACUGGAAACAAGCUGCGGUUGUUCUCGAUGAGCCCAUUCAAGUUCAGGUUGGAGAUGAACUUGUGCUUGAUGUUCAACACCACAAAAGCAAUAUUAGCAUUACAGUUAAACGGUGAAGAAUGUCAUGUAUAAACUGAUCUGUGGUUAAUUACCUGUGCAUAAAUGGAUUGUUCAUAACAUCACUGAUAAUUUAUAUAAAAGUCUAAACUGUCUUUACCAAUCAAAAAGGCUAUGUUGUUGCUUUAAUACUAGAUACUUAACUUCCACUGAUGGACUAAAAUUUGCACUGUAAAGGGUAUCUUACCACCAGUAAGAGGAGGUAUUGUCUUCACUGCAGCAAAAACCCCAUUGCUAGCUCUUGCUGUAACUACAGCAGUGGGACAGGCUUCUCUUGCUACCUUACCUGUAGGAAGGAAAAAAGCAUCCAGCUGCCUGUACCAAAAAUAAACAGCUGUGGCUGUUUGGGAUCCAGUCCUUCUUUUACAUACUGCAAUUCCACUUCUUGAUUGCCAGAGCAUCCUACUUAAGUGUGUGGUGAUGUUAGCCUUGUAGUAGGGACUGUAACAGCAUUCCCACUGCAGUAUCAGAAGCUAGUGUUGCAUGUAGACAGGUACAAAAAGCUAUAAAGGAGUGCUGUUAAAUAAGAAGUUACUUAGUGAAAGGUAAAGCUAAUAAACUUUUUGGAAUCCCUCAGAAUAAUUUCUGGGACUAUAAUGGGCCUGGACUCUUGACUAUGUAAAAGUUGUAUAAAAUAUUACAUCAGUCA
Messenger RNA from Tyto alba (common barn owl), 3886 nucleotides. RefSeq names its product protein arginine methyltransferase 9 (gene PRMT9). The transcript is spliced from 16 exons. Gene Ontology annotation, biological process: peptidyl-arginine methylation. Lineage: Eukaryota; Metazoa; Chordata; Aves; Strigiformes; Tytonidae. The record is from RefSeq and is a predicted model, not a curated record. Bases 705 to 3236 code for a protein of 843 amino acids. Gene Ontology annotation, molecular function: protein binding; protein-arginine omega-N monomethyltransferase activity.